AUGGCGGAACUAGGUGACGGCAAGAAGCAGGUACCCGUACCCAAACACGCGGAUUCGGGAUCUUCAGAUGCGGAUUCCAGGGACAAUGAGCAGUUCUACGGAGACAAUGGCGACAACCAUGUCUUCAGUGAUCCCGUUGUUGCAGAGUAUUGGCGAGAGGUCUACGAGCGAAACGGAUAUGAGAACCGACACCGAUUUGAUCCAAACUACAAAUGGACGGCUGAAGAGGAGAAGCGCCUCGUUCGCAGACUCGAUCUCAGGAUCACGUUUUGGGCUUGGCUGAUGUUUUGCGCAUUGGACCUGAACAGGAAAAACAUCAAUCGCGCUAUUUCAGACAAUAUGUUGGAAGAGUUGAACAUGAACACAAAUGACUUCAAUUAUGGACAAACGAUAUUCCUCGCUUCUUUCCUUGCAGCGGAGCUUCCGAGUGGCCUCAUUAGUAAGGCACUCGGUGCCGAUCGAUGGAUUCCCUUCAUCAUUUGCGCGUGGUCAAUCGUCAGCGCAUCUCAGGCGGCAAUGAAGUCAAAAGCAGCAUACUAUGUGAUCCGUGCCCUGCUCGGGCUCUUUAUGGGUGGUUUUAUCCCUGACAUAGUUCUUUGGCUCACCUACUACUUCAAAUCUAACGAGCUGCCAAAGCGCCUGGCUUUCUUCUGGACUGCCCUCAGUACUUGCCAAAUUGCUGGAUCAUUGAUUGCAGCUGGUGUCCUGCAAAUGAGGGGAAUCAACGGCUGGUCAGGAUGGCAGUAUUUGUUCCUCAUCGAGGGUGUCAUCACUUGCACCAUCGGUAUUUUUUCGUGGGGGUUGAUGCCUCCUGGCCCGACUCAGACGAAGAACUGGUUCCGAGGCAAGAACGGAUGGUUCACUGAGCACGAGGAAUAUAUCCUUGUCAACAGAGUCCUCCGUGACGACCCUUCCAAAGGUGACAUGAACAACCGUCAAGCCGUUGGCUUGAGCCAUCUUCUGAAGUCCUGCUUCGACUGGGAACAGUGGCCACUCUACAUUAUUGGUCUGACGGCAUACAUUCCUCCUGCUCCGCCAAGCACAUAUCUAUCUUAUAUCCUGCGACAGCUCGGCUUUUCCGUCUUCAAAGCCAACUUACUCACGAUUCCGUCGCAAUUCCUGUUUGCCGUGCAACUCCUCAUUCUUACUUGGCUUUCUGAGAGAGUAAAGGAGCGAGCGAUUAUCAGCAGUCUUAGUAAUAUCUGGAUUUUCCCGUGGCUGGUUGGUCUAGUAACUCUGCCUGCAAGCGCCAAUCCUUGGAUUCGAUACGCACUGCUCACUGGACUCCUAAGCUAUCCAUAUUGCCACGCUAUCCUUGUGGGCUGGAACGCUAAGAACAGCAAUGCAGUUCGAACGCGUGCCAUUUCCGCUGCUCUUUACAACAUGUUUGUCCAAUCAGGAAACAUCAUCUCCACGAACAUCUACCGCGACGACGACAAGCCUCUAUAUCGACGCGGCAACAAGAUUUUGCUUGCGAUUUGCUCCUUCAAUAUCGUGUUAUUCUACCUGGUGAAGGCAUUCUACAUCUGGAGGAACAAAGCCAGAGACAGGAGAUGGAAUGCGAUGACAAAGGAGGACCAGCAGAAUUAUUUGUUGACGACAAAAGACGAGGGUAUGAAGAGGUUGGAUUUCAGAUUCGCACACUGA
Bipolaris oryzae ATCC 44560 is the source of this 1647-nucleotide messenger RNA. RefSeq lists its product as uncharacterized. Gene Ontology annotation, biological process: transmembrane transport. Gene Ontology annotation, cellular component: membrane. The record is from RefSeq and is a predicted model, not a curated record. The transcript is spliced from 9 exons. The coding region runs from base 1 to 1647 and encodes 548 amino acids. Lineage: Eukaryota; Fungi; Ascomycota; Dothideomycetes; Pleosporales; Pleosporaceae. Gene Ontology annotation, molecular function: transmembrane transporter activity.